GACGCAGGAUAGACGGGAAAACUGCGCCGAACCUCGUCGAAGGAAAGAUUGGAUAGGGGUGAUGCAAUAAGACAAAUUCUGGAAACCCAAAUGUAAAUCACGGAACCUCCGUUCCGUAGAAAAGAGACCGAAGCACAGCCUGUUUGGUCAGUGAACGUGGAUGCCAGACUCACAUGUUAUCUAUUUUACGCAGCCACUCACUAAUGUUUUGUUGGAUACGGCUCGAAUUUGGACAAUUGGAGGUAGGCGAAGCUUAGAUAUUCGUGUUGACUGUGUGUUUCUCAUCGUGACCGAUAAUCCUUCUUCGAGUCAAUUGAAGAGGUCUGAACCUUGAAGGGGAUACAUGCCAAUCCAUCUAUAGAUUUGGAAAUAAAAUAAUUUUAUGGAAAUACCUAUUUUAACGACGUAACUUGUUUUUUUUCUUCUGCGACUCAGGUUUGAUACAUUUCCCACUGAUCCUUCGAUUCAAAUGUCAAAAUAGUGUUUUAGGCUAUUGGUAGGCGAAUUCAUACAUCUGCAUCAGAAAGGAGGAUUCGCCAUACACCUUUUCGUAGCCAAACAUUUUCAACAUGAAUUACCUGCGUCGUCGGCUGUCGGACAGCAAUUUUAUGUCCAAUUUGCCCAAUGGGUACAUGACUGAUCUACAACGCCCUGACCUGCCGCAGCAAGACCCUGCAGUAGUGUCGCCUGGACCACCGGAGAGGCGUCUGUCUACCAACCAGCAGUCGGAGGGCACUGGUAGCGGAGCCGGAGCUGGAUUUUUAUCUUCCUUUACUAAAGCUGUCAAACAAACCACUGCUGCUGUUGCUGAGAAAGUCACCGAGGUAGCAGACAAAGCAGGCGUUGCCUCUGGUGCCAAGAUACUCCUGGUAAUUGAUGACCAACAAACAGACUGGGUAAAGGUCUUCAAAGGUAAAAAGGUUCAUGGUGAAUUCGACAUUAAGGUGGAACAGGCUGACUUCUCUGACAUCAACCUAAUAGCGCAUGCUACAGGGGGCUAUAGUGUUGAUAUCGAAGCAAUCCGGAAUGGAACCAAGGUCACCAAGUGUUUCAGGCCAGACUUUGUGCUGGUUAGGCAGCAUGCCUUCAGUAUGGCCAAGAAUGGAGACCACCGACACAUAGUGAUUGGGUUACAGUAUGCUGGUCUCGCGGGUGUAAACUCUCUACACUCUGUCUACAACUUCUGUGACAAACCAUGGGUGUUUGCUAAUAUGGUGAGAUUGUACAAGCAACUUGGACCAGAGGAAUUCCCACUGAUCGAGCAGGUUUACUAUCCCAACCACAGAGAAAUGAUUACCACUCCUGGUUUCCCUGUGGUGGUGAAAAUGGGCCACGCCCACUCAGGGAUAGGGAAGGUGAAAGUGGACAAUCAAUAUGACUUCCAAGAUAUUGCCAGUGUUGUUGCCCUGACCAAGACCUAUGCCACAUCUGAACCUUUCAUCGAUGCAAAGUAUGAUGUUCGCAUCCAGAAGAUUGGAGACAAUUACAAGGCCUACAUGCGCACAUCAAUUUCAGGGAACUGGAAAACCAACACUGGUUCAGCUAUGCUGGAACAGAUAGCCAUGUCAGACAGGUAUCGGAUGUGGGUGGACUCCUGCUCUGAGGUGUUUGGCGGUUUGGAUAUGUGCGCUGUGGAGGCUCUGCAUGGAAAAGAUGGCAAGGAUUACAUUAUAGAGGUGGUGGGUUGCUCCAUGCCUCUGAUUGGAGACCAGCAGGGUGAAGAUCGUGCUCAAAUUGCAGACCUGGUCAUCUCCAAAAUGAACCAGACAGUCCCUCGCACUGCAAGUCCCUCUCCUGUCCGUCCCACAGCUGCACAGCCUGUACAGAAAGUUACAUCCUCUCAGCCUAUCUCACAACCCAAAGUGCCACAGGCUCAGCAACGCCCUUCUCCACAAGGUGGCCCACAACAGACACCAACCGGCACUGCCACCCCUCGCCAAGGAUCCCCCUCCCAGCAGCGCCCCUCUCCCCAAGGCCAGCCCCCUUCCCCAGGCCCCAACACCCAGAACCCCCCUGCCCAGACAUCACAGAAAGGAACCAACCCAGGAGCUGGGGCCCAGCAGCGUCCCCCAGGUCAGGGGCAGAAACCCCCCUCUGGUCAGGGAUCCCCCCAGCGAUCCAUGAGCCAGGGGGGCUCCCCUCAAAACCAGAGGCCACAGCAGUCAGGUCCCCAGCUGCAGCAGAGCCCCCCUCUUGGAGGCAUGGGCCAGAAGUCCACAGGGGCCCAGCCCCAGCAGAGGCCCCAGCAGAAGCCAGGUCAGCCUGCCAGGCAGCAGUCCCAGGGAGGAGGCCAGGGCCCCCAGCAGCAGAGAGCUCCAGCCCAGCAAGGUCGCCCUGGGGCCCCCACCACUCAGCAGCCCCGCCUUAGUGCCCAGGGCCAGGGAGGCCCGGGAGGGAAACCUCCUCUGCAGCAGAAGCCCCAACCCCCACAGAAGCCCAACCAGGACCCUCCUGCUAUGGGAGCCAUCCCUCCACUGAACAAAUCCCAGUCUCUUACCAAUGCCUUCAACAUUCCAGAAACUCCAACGCCACGGGCCAGCCUUAGCCAGGAUGAGGUGAAGGCUGAGACCAUACGCAACCUACGCAAGUCUUUUGCUAGUCUCUUCUCAGACUGAGAGAUGGAGUAAGCCCCCUCCUACGCCGACAGACAGACUGAAAGGCAGUCCCUCCCCAACACACAAUGGACCAAUAGAACUAACACCUCCCUAUCAUGGAUAUUGAUGUACAUUGAUGUGAAAAUGCACAUAUAAAACAUCUACUGCCUAUACAGACAUAGGAUCUUAAUUUGACCAGUAUUGUUGUAGCAAAAUUAUCCUGCAGCAAAAGGAUUUUAACAUUAAAUCCAUAAUAUUGCUUGAUCGAUGGUUAAGCUGGCCAAAAUUAGGCUAUGUGAAAAGUGCAAUACUGUUAAUAUAACCCAAGCUGUAUCACAACCGGCCGUGAUUAGGAGUCCCAUGGGGCGGCGCACAAUUGGCCCAGCGUCAUCCAAGUUUGGCCGGUGUAGGCCGUCAUUGUAAAUAAGAAUUUGUUCUUAACUGACAUGCCUAGUUAAAUAAAGGUUAAAUAAAUGUCAAAUAUUAAAAACCGUGUGUUAGUGUGGGUUUUCAGUGCAUUUAUGUAAAUCACAAAGCUCAUCUGCAUUUCCUGUGGUGCAGGAAAAUUCUCCACAACAAAAGAGUGAUCAAAUUAAGAUCCUACAUCUGUACAUUUGAAGACCACACAUAGAAUAUAAUAUAGAUAUCCCACUGGACAGAAACUGGUCAAAUCAUGUUUCCACUUUAUUUCAACCAGAAAAAUCUACGAGAUGACGUUGAAUCAAUGUGGAAAACUGAUUGGAUUUGCAAAGUCAUCAAUGUAAGGGCAUUUUGUCUUUUUUCACCCAACUUUUAACUUAAAUCCAAUUACAUGUAUUUUUUUUUUAAACUCGACCAAAUGAAAAUCAAAACUAGAUGUGCCCAGUGGGAGGUUUGUUGCUCUCAGUCUGAAACAUUCCCCAUCACCUUCACAUUCCAAAUGAUUCCUACAAACACACACACAUACAGUACACAUUCACUUCUCUUGUUGUUGCACGUGUGUUUAAAUUUCAGAUAAAAGUAAGGGAGAUAUUUACUUGGUCACGAUUUGAUCAUUUGAAAUUGUUUUUAUGCUAGUAUACUGGAAACAAUACACUGGUAAUCGUCAUGAUAGUGUUCACAGUUUUCUGUUACUGUCAGAUCAUAGUGACACAUUUGACCAAGUUUUGGUUGACUCUGAAAUGAACCAUCGCUAAAUUAAACUUCUCGGCACAGUGUUGUUCACACUACAGUAGGUCAGUUCAGUGUUACAGUAAAGCAACACCACAGCUGUUUGAGUUGCUCAUUCAUUCUAAAUUAUGUUUUUUUUUAGAUGCAUGUCAAUAAAGGAGAUAAGGUUGCAAUUUCAAUCACUCACAUCGCCGCUUGUAACCGUGUUGUCACAUGUAAUUAGCUAGCGUAAUUAGCAUAACAAAAGUAUGUGUUGUUUUUGUGAGAAUGCCGUUGCUGCCUCCCUCUCCCUUCUUCUGUUAGAUUAAGACAAAAUCUCAAUAGCUCUCAAUUUAGAAAACAUGCCUUACACAGGCACAAAGUUCAGUCAGAUAGUAUUGUCUCAGGGAUGUCCUGGUAAGUGACACACUGGUGUCAGGGGUCAGGUCUUCCAAACGUUGCACUGAAAUGAGGAUGAUGAGCACUGCAAAUGAAAGCAUGUGUGUUUAUUGAGGUAGAAUGUAUUUGUUCUUUCAAAUGUAUUUGCACAUGAAAUAUAACAAAAUCAUACUUGAAGACAUGAGUCAAGCGAUAUUUUUGAGAUUUGAAUGUCAGAUUGUAGAGACACAGCCAUCUCAGUGCUCUAUUUUACCUGCCAUCACAAGGGCCUGGGAUGCUGCUGUUUCUGUGAGUGGAGAGUUUGGGUGCCUAUCCUGUCUGUCCCCUGGCUCCCAGCAGGGUCACAGCUUGUGAGCAAGGGACCUAGUCCAAGUAAAUGCUCAGCCAAGGAAUGUACCAUGGGUCAUGUAGGCAGUGUAAAAUAAAUAUACUGGUAUGUCCCCUGUGGGAUAUACAGUACCACUGCAGUAUACUUCUGUUUGAUUUUCUACAUGUAAUACUUUCUCCUCAAAACAUUAAUGACUCCUUUGAUCAUUGGUCAGAAAACAAUCCCUAGAUAUUCCCUGAGCCCAAAGCUGAAACCUUCUGUUUCUAGGGCACUGAAUAUGUCUUCCAAAAAGAGUGUGUUCCAGGCAAUCUGUUUUUUGGAGCUAAUUCGGAAAAGUCCCAAUCUCCCUGCAGAACCCCUCUGCUUCCUCUACGCAUCGACCCUUAGUGUAUCCACAGUGAACCCUUGUGAUAAGUGGUGCAUAAACGUGUAAAUGUUGUUUUGUAAAACCAAAUAGAAGUGUUGUACAGAUCGUGACCUAUGAAUGAUGCAGAUUUGUCACGUUUGUCACGCUUGUGCUUGUUGAUAUUUUGUGCAAUGAAUACUUGUGGAUUUUGGUUUUGGAUUUUUGGCAUUUAUAUCAUUUGUAAGCCCUUUUUCAGUACUGGCAUUCACUAUCAUGAAUUAUGCAUUAUUUCUACUUUUUGAAAAAUCUUUUUUUAUCUUAGUUUCUCUUGUAUUCAGGAUUAAAUGUCUCCGUUUGAAAAUGUAUAUUACACAUCUUAUCAUGGGACUCAAUGGAAAUCAUAACUCAGCAAACAGAAUUGUCAGGGUAUACCAUUGAAUGAAUGGAUCAGAGAAGCCUCAAAUGAUACCUGCUACAAAAAAAUGACUUGUCUGGAUGAACACGUGAUUGGUAUACAUCUGUAUUGUUUUACUCGGCUCUCUGCUACUGCCUGUCACAGAGAACAUCCAUCAGAGAACAUCUUAGCUGUGUUUGGAGUUCAAAUCCUCCAGUGGAUUAUACAUUGGAGUGUCAUCAUAAUUGAAUCAAUCUAUAUGAAUAUUGUUUGUUGAUAUUCAUAGACAUGGGUUGAAAUGUUUAUUUUGUUUACAUUCUUUUGAUGGAUAGAUUUGAAUGUAUGUUUACAAUUUGUAUGCCUUUUUUCUUUGCUUAAGUAGUUUUCCUAAAUGCAGAUGUAAUUAUUUUUUAUUUUGUUAUCUGCACUAUGAAUUUCUGUGAAAUUGAUGGUCAAUAUUGAUGCCUGCCAGAUGUAUAAAACAAGAAAUCUAUAUGUAUCUAAAAUAGACAAAAAUGAUAAAUAUUACAUAUAUUUAUAUACAUAUAAAUCAUUGUGGAGUAUUCAAAUAAAUGUAUAAAAGUAUAUGUGAUGUUAUUUUGAUGUUAUUUGCAAUGUACCUUCAUAAUUAUGCUAUCAACAUGUGCACAUAUUCAAUAAAGUU
This is a messenger RNA of Oncorhynchus nerka (sockeye salmon), 5853 nucleotides long. Its product is annotated as synapsin-1-like. Gene Ontology annotation, biological process: neurotransmitter secretion. Gene Ontology annotation, cellular component: synaptic vesicle; synaptic vesicle membrane. Lineage: Eukaryota; Metazoa; Chordata; Actinopteri; Salmoniformes; Salmonidae. The record is from RefSeq and is a predicted model, not a curated record. Gene Ontology annotation, molecular function: ATP binding.